UCAGUCCCGCCCCCCUCCGUGAGGGCUUGGCGGAGCCGCUGUUUGUGCGCUCGGGGCCGCGCCGGGAGGGCCCGGAGGAUCGCGGUGCCAUCGUGCCCAGCCCGGCCAUGGCCGCCCGCGGGGCCCAGCGGCCCAACGGGCACUCGCAGCCCAGUAAGAUCUGCCAGUUCAAACUGGUGCUACUGGGAGAGUCGGCCGUGGGCAAGUCCAGCCUGGUGCUGCGCUUCGUCAAGGGCCAGUUCCACGAGUACCAGGAGAGCACCAUCGGGGCGGCGUUCCUGACGCAGUCCGUGUGUCUGGACGACACCACGGUGAAGUUUGAGAUCUGGGACACGGCGGGGCAGGAGCGCUACCACAGCCUGGCCCCCAUGUACUACCGGGGGGCCCAGGCUGCCAUCGUGGUCUACGACAUCACCAACCAGGAGACCUUUGCCCGUGCCAGGGGCUGGGUGAAGGAGCUGCAGCGCCAGGCCAGCCCCAGCAUCGUCAUCGCCCUGGCCGGCAACAAGGCUGACCUGGCCAGCAAGAGGAUGGUGGAGUACGAGGAAGCCCAGGCCUACGCUGAUGACAACAGCCUGCUCUUCAUGGAGACCUCGGCCAAGACAGCCAUGAAUGUCAACGACCUCUUCCUGGCCAUUGCCAAGAAGCUGCCAAAGACGGAGCCGCAGAGCACGAGCGGGGCCGGGGGCCGGGGCCGGGGCGUGGACCUGAGCGAGCAGAGCCCGCAGGGCCGCGGGCAGUGCUGCAGCAACUGAGGGAUCCGCUGGGAUCCGCUGGGAUCAGAGCUGGGAUCAGAGCUGGGAUCCAGCCCAAAUCCAGCCAGGAUGGACUGGGAUUGACCCGGGAUCACAGCUGGGAUCCACCAGGACUGAACCCAGAUCCAGCCCGCAGGGCCGCGGGCAGUGCUGCAGCAACUGAGAGAUCACCGGGAUCCGCUGGGAUCCAGCCCAAAUCCAGCCCGGAUCCAGCUGGGAUUGAACCCAGAUCCAGCCAGGAUCCACCAGGACUGAACCCAGAUCCAGCUCACAGGGCUGGGGCCGGUGCUGCAGCAACUGAGGGAUCCACUGGGAUCAGAGCUGGGAUCCAGCCCAGAUCCAGCCAGGAUCGACUGGGAUCGACCCGGGAUCACAGCUGGGAUCCACCAGGACUGAACCCAGAUCCAGCCUGCAGGGCCGCGGGCAGUGCUGCAGCAACUG
Haemorhous mexicanus (house finch) is the source of this 1196-nucleotide messenger RNA. RefSeq names its product RAB5B, member RAS oncogene family (gene RAB5B). Lineage: Eukaryota; Metazoa; Chordata; Aves; Passeriformes; Fringillidae. Gene Ontology annotation, molecular function: GTP binding; GTPase activity. The record is from RefSeq and is a predicted model, not a curated record. The transcript has 6 exons. The coding region runs from base 108 to 755 and encodes 215 amino acids.